ACCUCCAGCCGUUUGGCGAUUUUUACGAAACAAAACUGUUUCAUUUUACAUGCAAUUUUAAAAUUUUGAACUUAAAUAGUAUUUUCGUCGUUAUAUCUAAUGGAAAAGGACGAUAAAGAUGCAGACGGGUUCUCUGAUACUGUCAGCAAAAUGGCAUUACUCGAAAAAUCCAAAAUUGAGUUCAACAGAGAAAAAAGAUUGAUGAUAAAAAACUUACCUGACAAUGUGUCAGACAAGGAUAUUCGAGCCUUCAUGGGUUUCAAUGGGGAGUUUCCAGUGGAAGAAAUACUCAUUGGAAAGACUGCCGGACAGAGCACAGCCGUUGUGACCCUAAAGGACCCCGGCCUUGUGGAAGACGCCAUUUCAAAGCUGAACAACACGAAGCUCGAGAAUCAGACGGUCACGGUGUCGGUGUUCCGUAGCGAGAAGAUCCUAUGUGUGGCUCACUUGCCCCUGGACAUCACUGAGUACAGGUUCAGAGAGCUCAUGUUGCAACAUGGCAAUGUGGACAUGUGCUUUCUGAUGAGGUCUGAGGAAACGGGUGACAGUAAGGGCUAUGGUUUUGUGGAAUACAAUGAAGGCAUUGAGAAAGUGGGUCAGAUAAAGUGUGCCAUAGACUGGUCGCAAGUUGAAGGAAACACGCUGCACUGUGACGCUAUCGUAGACAGCACCCAGUCUGGUAUCACAUUCGGUGACCUCCACUCCAGGUGCCUAAUUAUCGACAACCUGCCGUCCGACUACACAGACUCGCUUGCCUUGAGAGAGCUGUUCAGUCAGCUUGUGAGGCCUAUCUAUUGCCAGAUUGUUCUCAAGGAAGGCACAUCACUGGGCUAUGGUAUCGUGGAAUAUGACGAGGCCUUGGAUGCUGAGAAGGCUUUUAACAAGUUCAACAGGCAUAAAAUCAACAGCAAUUCCAUCAGAAUCUUAUACUGCAUCCCUGGAAAGUCUGCCGUACACAUGUUCAACAGAAUUAUGUUUAAAUAUGGUGACCGUGUCCAUGUGAACAAGUCAGUGCUGCUGCCAGACCCUGUGUACCCCAACCCAGCCUUCCUGAAACACGUCUUCUUCAAGACACAUGUGGCCAAGCAUCCUAGAUUGCUGGUACAGUUCACAGACAACUUGCUGAACCUCCAGGAGGGCUACGUGAGACAACUGGAGGAUAGAACCAACACAAAACCAGGUUUGCUGGGUCCAGCACCGACAAUUCCGAUGUCCCCGUUAAUGGAUGUGAAUGUCCAACUGGGUCUACUGUCUGUCAUAGUACUGGACAUGAGAGAGAAGGGGCUUUACAAUGGACAGGUGCCUGAUCCCCUUGGAAAGUUAAAAGUGCCAUCAGACGAGGAAUUCCAACAAAAAGCUGAGCCUGUUUCGUUGCUUGGUGACCCCCACACAGCCCAGGCAAACAUGGUCCUGAAGAACAUCCUGAUGCCGUGUGAGAGCCCAAACUUCCAGCCCCGUGGGGCCUCGAGGGACCCUACUGCCCCAAAGUUGCUGGGGAAACAGAUUGGGGAGAUGAGUCUGCCGUACCUGGCCAGUCUUGGCAGAAUGAUGGCCAUGAUGGUGGAGAAUAGCCAGAGUCAGGGAAUUCUGGGAAACAUCCCUCAUCCAACGUCACAGGGACCCAACAAGCCCCUGAUUGAGGGCCUUAUGCAGGCGGGAAAAGUGGCACAGAAAAUACUCAACUCCAUCCAACAACAAGCCACAACAGGAAGUGCAAACAGGAACCAGACUGGACAUUUCAGUGCUAACAUAAAUAAUUCAAGGAAUUUUAACAGUAUGAACCAGUCUGGAAAUUUUAAUGCCAUGAAUUUAGCUGGAAAAUUUGAUCCUACAGGAAACCAGUUUGCUCAAAGGAAUCAGUCAAGCAUAAAUGGAAACCAGCCACAAAGUCUUCUUGGAAAUCCACCGAUAAUGGGAAAUCCCCAAAAUACAGAAAAUCUACAAAAUAUGGGAAAUCUUCAGAAAAUGGGAAAGCAAAACAUGUCAGGUUCAUCAAAUUUCAUGAACACUGUAAGGGCAUUAUCUAUGCAACAACAACAACAGAUGCUGGACAAGACUGGCCCCAACAAGAUGGCUGGGUUGCUAGGGAACAUGAAAGGAACCGGUAUGGGAGCUGGGGGUGACGGGUUGCUAGGCAACUAUCCUGGACAAGACUCUAAGCCUCCACAGUCGUUACUUGGCCAGCCCCCUAAGCCCCUUCUCAGCCUCAACCUUAACAACAAGGGGGAGGGACUGAUUCCCAUACCCAAAAUGGAGGACUCGGGUCUCUAUGGGAACAGUGGAAUGAGCAACAAUGACUCUGGUUAUCAGGGAGGCUUUGAUGAAUAUGACACAGGCGAUGUCUUUAAUAACGGCUCAAAUAACAACUUUGGUAUUGGUAACUAUGGAAACGGUAACAGCCUUGGUAACUACGGGAAUGGAAAGCCCUUUGGUAGCUAUGGAAACGGAAAUAAUGUUGGACGUAUGUCAAGCAGUGGAUACAGUGUUGGCAGAAUGCCAGGAUUGAGCAGACGGGGUAGCCAGGGUAACCAGCAGACGUCUAGCAACAGUCAACUGUAUCCAGGGAUUAUGAACCAAUACCAAUCAGAGGGGUAUGAUGGGCCGAACUUCUCUGGUAUUAACAAUGGGAAGAGAGGCGACAGUUGGCAGCAGGGUCAGGACGGGUCCAGCAAUGAACUAUCAAGCAUGGCAGAGAAGGCAGCCCUGUAUGCCGCAGGGGCAGCAGCCGCUUAUAAACAUCAGUAUGAGGAGUACAUGUCCCAGCAGGGUGGGGCAGGGGGAGGGGGAUACUACAGCCAGUCUCAGUACCAGUCGUACAGUAACAUGGACAACUCAGAGGGCUUGCAGAGCAAUAAACGAAGUAUGAGCGCUGACAGUCAAAGCAAGAGCAAUAACUGGGGUUACCAGAGUUCCUAUGGCAACAACAGCAGCAACAAUAACAACUAUGGUUCUUAUGGCACAAACCAGUCAUAUGGGCAGAACAGUGGAGGUCAAGGGGACGGUUUGCUUGGUCCUGCACCCAUAGGCACAAAACCCAAUAUGACAACUCCCCACGGCCAGAAGCGAGCCUUCAGUCACAUACUGCCGUCCCCGGAGCCCAGCCCAGAGGGAGACUACAUCGGUCAGCACUCGCAGGGCAUCGGCGGCCACUAUGCAGACAGCUACAAACGACAGAAACUCUCUGGACGAUUUUAGCUUGAAAAGAUUUGCUUCCUCUACAGCAGUGAUAGAUCUCUUCUUAUAUGUGAAGGCAGGUCAUUCCAGACAGCUACAAAUAACAGAAACUCUGCACUAUUUGAGAUUCACUUGAAAGGAUGUGCUUCCUGUACAGCUGUGACAGAUUUCUUAGCUUCCCAUGAUUGAAUAAUUGUCUAUUAAAGACAACUGCAAGUACCUGAAACUGUCUGUACAACCGUAGCUUUAUUUACAUAGUUGGGGGUCUUAAAUACAGCUUUGAAUUGCAUAAACUCUAAGAACGAUUUUAGCAUGGUUUGAAAAAGUUGUGUGUCUUUUAUUAGGCUAUGUGUGCCAAGAACUAUAUGGACGAUUUUUUUUAAUUUGUUGUUUUUUUCUCAUUGAACUAUACAAAGUAGAAACUAUUUUAGCUUGUGCUGAAAUGUUGUUGUAAUACAAAGACAGUUAUAGGAGAAUAGCUGUUAAUUAAAGACGGCUACACAUAGAAAUGUACAUCAUAAUUUUAGCUUGUGAUAAAAGUUGUGGAAGGCAAACAUCAAUAAUGCCCAAAGAACUUGGCUUGGUAUGAAUUAGUUUUAAAGCACAGACUGCUAUCAAAGGCAGAUUAUGAGAUAUGUGCAAAUUAAUUUUAUCUUGCCAUUGAAGUUUCCCUCACAUAACAGCUUCACAAGGUAGUGUCUCGUGAGACAAUUUUAGCUAGCGCUUGAAAAUCUAUAAUAUUCUAUUUUGAACUUAACAUUUUUUCUGGCAUAUAAACUGAUGGCAGCAACUCUUGAGUCGUUAUAGCAUUCACUUGAAGGUUGAUGAUUGAAGAAAGUUUUAUUUUGGGAAAAAUUUGUUGGACAAUAAGAGGGUGUAAGUGAACAGUACAGGGUCUUAUAACAAAAUGUCUCUCAAUGCUGUUAGCCUGUCCUUUACCACUGUUGUUGCAUACAAACUACAGACAGGCCUUGACACUAACUUUUUUGACAGGGUACCCGGAGGGAACCCUACUUUCAAUUUUUGGUGACCCUCACCCAAACUAGGGUUCCCUCUUGUUUCGACGCACAGCGACCCUCAGCGUAAGCGCAAAUAAGUACAAGAAACAUACUAGUAGUGUACACAUUUUUAUUUCCUAUAUUCAAUUCAGUUGCCAUUUAAAGCAGACCCAUUAAUAGCUCAUAAGCCUUGUCUUGUAACAUAGUCAGUGUAUGGUCUGCCUAAUUUGGCUACAUAAUGGGAAUGUCUAAAGAGUAUACAUACCUUAUUGAUUGCUGCCUUAUUUAACAUACCAAUGGUUUUGCUACCUGUUGUACUAUUGGUAGGGGCAGUUUCUGCCUUGUACCGCAGAGCAUUUUAUUGUGGCCUUCAGACUCGGCUGUUUUCUGAUGGCUUUUUUUUUUUUUAGUUUUCACUCUCCCCCAGUGGCAAAUGGCCCCUCAUUGUCAUAUUUCUGUCAAAUAGUGCAUACCAUAGUAGUUUUUUUCUUGAUCAUAGGAUAACCAAGACCAGAUUUUUGCCCAAUCAUCCUGAAAAUGCCCAUUUCGUUUCACUUUCUCGUAACACCUAAGAGUUUCCAACAGCUCUGCAUUUGUUUUUGUUUUUUUGGGUGCGGGCUCUUUAACACCCUCUAGGGACCCUCCAGGUAUCUCCACAUAUUUAGCGCAGCUGUUUUUAGAGAAAACCCGAGCUAUUGUCAUAGCCAGCUCGUCCGACGUCCGCCGUAGGCGUUGUGCUAAAACCUUAACAUUGGCUCUAAAAUCAAAGUGCUUCCACCUACAACUUAGAAACUUCAUUUGUAGAUGCACCUUGAUGAGUUCUACACGGCACACCCAUUUUUGGGUCGCUAGGUCAAAGGUCAAGGUCACUGUGACCUCUAAUAUCAAACUUUAACAUAGACUCUUAAAUCAAAGUGCUUCCACCUACAACAUUGAAACUCUAUAUGUAGUUGCGUGGCACCCGUGAUGCGGUGCUCUUGUUUGUUUAAAUUAUCACAUUUAAAAGUGAGUUUUGUUUUUGUUGCGGGGUCGCGAAAACCGAUUAGUUAUCGACCAGGAGUUACUUUCCUUCUCAGGCUGGAUUGCACUUUACCGGUACGCAGUUGUUAGCCUUCGCGUAAUCGGAAUAUUUCGCGCAUGUACCACAUAAUAACUGGUCAGAGAUAUUAAGAAUACACUACUUACCGUUUCUGAAGUUCUUUUUAUAAACUUAUAAGAAAUAAAAGGUAAUUACCCGGAUUCAAUAUGGUCAAUCAAUACGAAGUGGUUCUAUAAAUUUAGGGUUCCCGGAGGAUCACCCAACUUGAAAGAACUGGUGACCCUCGCCAAAAUCUGGGGGCCUCAGGUUCCCGGACCACCGUUAGUGUUGAGGCCUGACAGAACAUUAUAAAGUCUCAGGAUAAUGUAAACAAACACUGAAAGUAAUUGCUCACAUAUACAGGUCUACAAAUCACAGGCUAUGUAGGACUAUUUAAGCUUUCUACUGCAACAAAAAUGUUUGUAUAAGCAUGCUUUAGAAUUAUGGACUUUUUCUAAAAGCAGUGAUUCUCAUUUGAUUUCAAGAUAGGGUAAAUGUCUUGUAGUUUAUUUAACAUUAUUUAAUUGUCGUUAUAUCUUAACACAGAACACAUUUGUACUGUUUUACAUAUAAAUAAUUCAUAAAGCUUUCCACCCUUCUAUAGCUCUCUUCCCGUGUUGAAAUCUAAUACUCAACGUUCUCCUGUGCUCUUUACGUGGUAUUCUUUCUGCAUUUUCUUUACUUGUCAACUUUCCUCUCUCUGAUGGUGUCUUGCAUAUGUUCAUGGAUGUUAAAUUGCUUUUGUAAACCUGUCCUAAUCUUCUAUCUUCUCAUUUGAUAUGAAAUUUUCAUGUAAUAUUAAGACUUACAUAAGGAGCUUUGAGAACAUGAGCUCAAAUUCAUUUGUAUUAAUUUGUAUUCAUUAACUCGUAUAGGUCUAUGCCAACUUCACCUCUUGAUCUAUUAUGUAAAAUACAAUAGACAGGGGAAUGACUGAACAUUUUAUUAAUACCUAUUCACUUCUUUUAAACCCCAUGUUUCAAGAUUAUAUGUGUUAAUUACGUAAAUAUUGUAAAUAGCACAAUAUGUUUGUUUUUAUUACUAUUGUAUGCCAUACAAACCCAUUGUGUAUAUAUCUGUAUUGUAUUUUAAAAUAUGCGUCUAGCACACCCAUCUUGCCUCUUUUUCUGUGUUUAUCAUGUAUUGUUCUUGUUCGAUAUUAUAUUCCUGUUUUAUCUAAUGGUUGUGAGCUGAAUUGUGAGAACAAUAAUGAUGUGUUCAGUUAUCCUAACUUGAAGUAUUGUCUCUGCUUUACAAACUUAGAUCUUGCUUAAUCUCUUAACUAUUUUCAAAUGUGUAUUUUGUUCCACAGUAUUAUUGUUGCUCCAUCAUGUUAUGUGUGUACCAUAUGCAUUUCAGUUUUAUAAAUGGUGUUUUUAUUAUAAAUUCUUUGAUGAUUGUAGGUCAUAUAAUUCUCAGUUGUAUUAUUUUAUUUUCUGAAUAGUUGUUUCCAUAACUAUGUAGUUUUCUUAAUCCAUGUUAAACAGGUGUGAAUCAAUUAAUUGAUGAAUGAAUGGCCAUAGUUGAUUUGAUUUCUGGAAAAAAACGGGCUUAAGGCAUGUGCGUAAACUAAUUAGAUACCGGUAUGUCACAAACCCAGAUUAGCCUAUUCACUGUCGACAGGCUUACCAGAGAUGACACUUUCUUAUUUUAUUGAGCUUUUUGUUUAAAGGAACAAUCAGUCUAUUCGAAAUGCAUCGUUCCAGAAAAGCCUGUGGGCACUUCAUGAGAACAAUACAUUACCCACAUGAAUUAAGCCCGAUUUUCACAGGGACCACCUCAUAUCUUGGUAACUGCAAGUUCAUAGGGAUUAUUUUGAUUAUAUACUGUUUUGCAUGUAAAUAAAUAAGUAAUUUGCAAAUAACUGCUAGAUAAUAGCCUAGUAACUUAUUCAGAUUGGUAAAUUACAUCUGUUUUGCAGUUAGAUAUUUUCUGAUAAAAAUCGUUCUCUUAGUGCUAUUUUGAAAUCAAUAUUUUACUUUUAAGCAAGGCUUGAAUCCUUAUCCUUGUUAUCCUAAUCGAACAAUGAGCGGAGUUUGAUAUAUAUAAAAAAUUCCUCAUACCACCAAUACAACUGUCUCGGAUAGUGAAAUAGGGUUGGGUUUUAAAUGCUACAGUGUACUUUUAUUGUAUUUUAUUAUUUCUUUGAAUCUGUUCUAUUUGUUAAUGAUAACGAAAUAAAAAUAUUUGAUUUUAAAACAAA
Dreissena polymorpha is the source of this 7453-nucleotide messenger RNA. RefSeq lists its product as uncharacterized. The transcript is spliced from 17 exons. Lineage: Eukaryota; Metazoa; Mollusca; Bivalvia; Myida; Dreissenidae. Gene Ontology annotation, cellular component: cytosol. Gene Ontology annotation, molecular function: mRNA binding. The coding region runs from base 100 to 3195 and encodes 1031 amino acids. The record is from RefSeq and is a predicted model, not a curated record.